Molecule: messenger RNA, 1716 nt
Organism: Moneuplotes crassus
Lineage: Eukaryota; Ciliophora; Spirotrichea; Euplotida; Euplotidae
Source: the annotation of a GenBank genome assembly
AGAGGAAGCAAAGAUAGAAUUAAUAAGGAUCAGGGAGCCCAAACCUGUAAGUUUCAUGAGUCGUAUUUUAAGCUUGAGGUCUUGAAGGAGUUAUAUCUAUAGCAACCCAAACUUUUUGAUAUACACAGAAAGGAGGAAAACCAAAAUUAUAGCUCAAAUUAUUACUCUAAACUCAGAAGUUCAGUCUCCUCAUACGCUUCUUCACAUAAGAAUAGUCCUUGUGAAAAAGAAGAGUCUAAUGAGAAAGAAUCCAAUGAAGAGGCUGAGCUUCGUGGAAGGAGCUAUGAAAAUGUGUCCUUCAGUAAAUACCUUAAAACUUCAAAGGGCUCCUGAAAGAACCUUAAAGCUGUGAAAAUUUCAGACCUAAAAAAUCCUCAAGAUCAAAAAUAAGCUCUUAUCUCAAAUCUGGAAGCUUGGGUCUAAAAAUGGAUUGAAAGAUAAACUAAACUCAGGGGAUAAUUUUUCUAAAAAGAAGUUCCUCUCAAUGCUAAUGGAUCAGUACAUCGAUGAUUAUAAGAGAGAAAAAUUGGAAAUCGUUAAUUCGAAGAUGAAAACUUACCAAAAAGAACAAAUCAAGGCCAUACAAAGGAUCCGCAAGGUCAAACGAGAUAAAAGAGACAGGACAAAGAAGGAUUAAAGGUGUUCAAUAAGUUCUGAUAUGAUAUGAAUGACUAUAUUUAUGAACUUUCACUUCGACCUCAUCGCCAGAAUAUUAAAAUGUAUAAAUCCAUAAUUGACAGACUGAAAGUAUCAAAGAAAACUAUGCUAAGUGACCCAUAUUACAAGCAAUUUAAAAUGGAUUUCAGGAAAUUUAUAAGAGGGAAAGAUCCAGAAAGCCCAAUAGUUGUACCUGAGGAAAAUAAGACAUUUCACUCUGAAAAGACUAAUUUAUCUCCAAAAUCAAAGAGGACAAAUCAGAGUAAAAAGAGCGGGUAUCUCAGCCCAUCACCCUCUAAUAGUGAACCCAAAGGGUUUACUAUGAACUUUUCUGGCCUUUUGAAUAGAAACUCAGAGCAUGAAAAUACCCAGAGCUCUAAUUCAAACAUAAAGGCAGAUUCUUUCCAAAACCAGCCAAGUUCUCAGUCUCCUCAGCGAAGGAGCAGCAAGAUCUCUAGGCAUAGAGCCCAGAAUAAAUCAAGAACUUCAAAAGCCCUAAAUUCCUCUGAAGAUAACCUUGAUUUCCAAAAUAACCCGAAAGAAUGAAUUAAGAAGGUUGAAAAGCUACAGCAACAGAAGGAUGGUACAGAGAAAGAGUUUCUUCAAAAGUCAUUCAACUCUUUCAAAAUCACUAAGAAACGCCCAAAGACCAAAGGAGGCAGCAGGCCGAGGCUCAGGAGCCGAUACAGAGUAAGAGUACAAUCAGGCUUGAAACCUUUUUCUGAUGUAAAUAAAUCCCACAAUUACAAGAAGUACAGACCUGGAUUCUCAUCAACCCCGUUCUCAGCCAUGAGUCAGAAUAAUGACCAAGACGGAAUCCUCAAGCGCAUUGACGAUUUCAGGAUCCAAUGAAAUUCAGUUAUCAACAAGAACAUUCGCAAGGACAGAAAAUUUUUCAGAAAACUCAAAGAAGAUCACAGGAAGAUCAAGAUCACUGAGAGAAGGAUCAAAAGAGCAAAAAUGAAGAAGGCAAUCAAGCACCAGGAGGAUGUUCGUGCUGUUGGCUGGGGCAACAUCUCCAAUCCCUCCGGAAAACCAGUCAAUCUCUUCAGCUUUUAA